Molecule: messenger RNA, 3126 nt
Organism: Fusarium poae
Lineage: Eukaryota; Fungi; Ascomycota; Sordariomycetes; Hypocreales; Nectriaceae
Exons: 4
Coding region: 1-3126 (1041 amino acids)
Molecular function (GO): 5'-3' DNA helicase activity
Source: RefSeq, a predicted model, not a curated record
AUGUCAAAACAAGUGCGAUGCACGUUGUUAACCCCCGACCCUUCGAAAGAAGGUGGUUGGGGUUGCAUUCCCUCGCUCGGCGAUGAAAACACAUCUGUUUUUGUCAACCUGACUUCUAAGGGCAUCCGCUUGUCUUUCGCACGGAAUACUGACCGCAGUGUAUGGGCUUGGUACAGCUCGGAUCUUGGAAUGAAAUCGUCUACCCUUCAUCAUGUUGCGAUCGAACUUCCUGACCCUAGCAUCGACAUUCGCAAAUUGACCGAUAACGAGACUAAGGCAUUUAAAAUGAGCGACGACGAAGUGGAAAAUCUCCGAAUAGCGACACUCACUUGUAAACGCGGAGAGGCUUAUAGUCCUCGAGUCAUCGGUUACGGAACCCCUUUCCACGGCGUGGACACGACGGUCGAUGGAUACGUCAACCAAAACACCGAGAUUUGUGGAGUUGCCAGUCUAUUAGAUAUCCUCCAGCGGAAGAAUUUUACUAUUCUUGUCUCAGAGACUCAUCUUCACUCUUACAUUUCGGUUCCGAAAGCUCCCCGAAAGCUGGAAACGUAUGGUUACGGAGAAGUACACACCUGGGAUAUGGCCCGCUACGGUCAGCAAAUUCCCGAACUGAGAGGCCAUGCGUUUGGCUCUACAGUUCGUUUUGAGAACACAAACGAAAGAGACACAGCCCUCACACAGAUGCAUGUCCAAGACAUUUGGGACUAUAACAGAGUCGGCGAGGAACCCGUGGAGAAGACAGCCGAAUUCGUGUGCUUACUAGAGCCCGAGAAAGUGCCCGAGGAAGAGGAAGUAUUUGAGUAUGCACAUUGGCGCGCAGCCCGUCGCGCGCUUCGGGGAGACAACUGUCAGCUGAAAGUAACCUUCAAGUCACCAAAAGACACGUCCUGGAGUGUAACUUGGGAAGCUUCCCAUCUAACGUUUGCUUCAUCAGACCAUCUUCACGGAGUGGAUGUUAAGCGCCGGCUUCCUCUACUACUGAAGCGACCAGUAGAUGGCUCACGCGGCCAUAACUUUUGUCCUGACAGUUUUCCCGAGUAUCAAGGCACGGGCGACGAGUUGAAAAGGAGCACCGUGAAGUUUCGCUGUGACUUGAAUCUUCACACCAACGAAGUGCGGGUGUCCGCUGUCAAUUACUUGAGCAGUGCAAAAAUCUGGCCCUCAGUGAUGGAGGCAGUUCCCCGCGCCUCCGUCAAUCACGCCAUUUUCAACGAAUUUCUCGUCGGGAACGGUCUCUGGUCGCUGGUGGAGAAAGGCGUGAGUACCAGUUUUCUUGUAUUCAACAUUUUCCACGGUAUCCCAGCCGAUGUCCGAGAUGCUUGUCUGAGCCAUGUCUACGAGGAGGAUAGGGAAAGGGUACAGCAAUAUUUUGGCAGGCUGUAUCUUGGCCUCGGGUUAGUAUCUGCCCCCCCAGGAACCGGGAAAUCUCAUCUUGCCUCGAUUAUUGUCAUACUCAUGUGUCUCAACGAAUCCAUCAAGCAUGUGUACGUUGCUGCAUCCUCCAACGGAGCGACUGACAACAUCAUUGAACGAAUCGAUGGCAUGGCUCAGAAGAUUGCUGGAACGUUGCCUGGAAUUCACUUGAAGCAUCUCAUGUUGUUGAGGGGACACAGUCUCAAUACCGAGGUCGAGAGGUGCACAACGGCUUUGCUUGGUCAGCCCUUCACUGAGGAUGCUAUUUUCAACCCAUCCCCUUGGAAAUUCAGCCGUUCCCUGUGCUGGUGGACACUGCGUGUACUGGGAUCAGAAAGAGUACCACAAUUGACCGCAGACGACAAUGCAGAACUUUGGGAUCUUCAACAGAGGUUGAGUGCACUUAUUGAGCCGAUUUCGAAUUGGUCUCCAAAGGACUGCAGACUUGUGAAAUUCCGGCAACUGGUAAAGCUUGCCAAAGGCUUUGAGCCUCCUUCCGCCUACCAGCACAUUAUCACACGGGACACGCACAGAAGAACCCUGGUCCAGCUGAUGGAACUCGUGGUUGGAUGUGCAGAUGUUGUAGCGACCACUCCCGCAACUUCUACUUCCUGGAUCUACCGAUCUUUCAACGAAAAAAAGGCUCGGGCGGUUGUUUUUGACGAAGCUGCGACCAUGUUUUGUUCUGAUGGAUUAUUAGUAUAUGGCAACACCCCUCGACCCAUGGUAGCCAUCGGCGAUCCCAAACAGCUCGCCCCCAACCUUCCAACUACCUUCGAGUUGCUUCACGGAAAUCGUAGGAAGCUUGACAGGCGCAAAGGGGUUUUUCAGCCUGAUCCAGAUCGUACCCCCACCAAUAGAUUUGCCAAUUUUGCAAACAUUUCUUGGCUCUCGUGGUUUAUCCACCUUGGAUGGCCUGUCUUCCAUUUGUAUACCCAACAUCGAAUGGCCGUUGGACUUUUCGAUCUCUCAUUAAAGACUGUGUACAAGAGUCUGAUUCCUCAUUUUAAAUACAGUCCUGCAUGUCACCCGAACAGCUUCAGUAUUGGACUGAAAGUUGAAGAGUAUCUCAAGGCUGAGUACCAUGUGAAGCCCUCCCCUGAAAACACGAUACAGCCAAUUUUCUUCAACUGCGUCAACUGUCCAUGUAGGGAAUACGAAGACAGCCAUUCCCGGCUCAACCCUCGGCAGGCUGACCUCGUUGCUGAGUUUCUCGUCAAAAUGAUUUGGAAACUAAAGCUGCUUCCUGAGGACAUUGUCGUUCUGACUCCGUACAGAGCAAACAUUGGGGCACUUGGAAGGAGGUUCAGAAGGGAACAGGCGCUCACGGGUGUAGAGUUUACAUCCUUCAACUUGUUUCAGGGCCGUGAAGCCCAGAUUGUUGUGCUAGCUCUGUGCGUCGACGCAAAAACUGGUCCGUUGUUUGUCGCAGACGAGCGCAGUCUGAACGUGGCGUUGACGCGCCAAAAAUCCGGCCUUCUAAUCUUUGGGGACAUCAACACGCCGACCUACCAACAGCACGGAACAUUUGAAUACUCUGACACGUAUGGGGAGCCUCGAAUAAACCAACGCGUGUUCAAGGAAGUAUUCCACAUGAUUAGGACCAAUGGGCGGAUUGUGUCAAUUGAGGGCAGAGAAAAGGCCGACCCCGACAGUCGUUGGAAGUCUCGGGAUCAAAAGCGUUCUCAUCGAGGUCGACGCGGGAGAUAG